AUGGCGGCUUUGUGGGCUUUCAUAGUGGCAUUUCUCUUUUGGAAUGUGGAGGCUCGACCCGCAACUUUCCUGCAGGAUUUCCGUAUCACGUGGUCCGAGUCUCACAUUAGGCAACUCGAAGGCGGGAAAGCCAUUCAACUUCCGUACACUGUUCAGACGAACGUUUUCGUCCAUGGCAAAGGCAAUCGAGAGCAGAGGAUCAACCUCUGGUUUGACCCGGCUGUCGAGUUCCACACUUACACCAUCCUAUGGAACCAUCAUCACACUGUGUUUUACAUUGAUGAGGUGCCAAUAAGGGUGUACAAGAACAACGAAGCGCGUGGGAUCCCAUUUCCCAAGUUGCAGGCGAUGGGAGUGUACUCAACCCUGUGGGAGGCGGACGAUUGGGCCACAAGAGGUGGGCUCGAGAAAAUUGACUGGGCCAAAGCCCCAUUCUACGCCUACUACAAGGACUUUGACAUCGAGGGCUGCCCAGUGCCUGGGCCCGCGGGCUGUGCAUCGAGCGGGGCCAAUUGGUGGGAGGGGGCAGCCUAUGCACAGCUGAGCCCGGUGGAGGCCCGUAUGUACCGUUGGGUUAGGACUAACCACAUGAUUUAUGACUACUGUACUGACCGGUCUCGAAGCCCGGUCCCAGCUCCCGAGUGUGCGGCUGGGAUUUGA
Molecule: messenger RNA, 660 nt
Organism: Striga asiatica
Lineage: Eukaryota; Viridiplantae; Streptophyta; Magnoliopsida; Lamiales; Orobanchaceae
Source: the annotation of a GenBank genome assembly